Molecule: messenger RNA, 867 nt
Organism: Prunus armeniaca (apricot)
Lineage: Eukaryota; Viridiplantae; Streptophyta; Magnoliopsida; Rosales; Rosaceae
Source: the annotation of a GenBank genome assembly
AUGGGGGAUUUAUAUGCUUUGGAUUUAGCUGUUGAGAGAGCUCCCUCUCUGCUUCUAUUCAACGGCGUGGAUUCAACUUUGGAGGAUUGGGUUGUUGAGCAGAUGCACAUAGCGAGAAUACCUUCUAUACGAAAGUCAUCGGUCGCGGAAGGGAUUAUAGUGGAGGGGAUAUUGGAGAAGUGGUCAGAGCUGAAGCCUGUGAUUAUGGAAGAGUGGGGUGAGGAGAGGGAUGCUCUUAUUAAUCUUUUUGGGAAGGUCAGGGAUGAGUGGAUGGAUGAGGACCUAACAACUUGGAUUGGUGCAAAUAGAUUAUAUCCAGGUGUUCCUGAUGCAUUAAAAUUUGCAAGCUCAACCAUAUACAUUGUCACCACAAAACAGAGCCGAUUUGCUGAUGCUUUACUGCGAGAACUUGCAGGAGUUACAAUACCGCCUGAAAGAAUAUUUGGUCUUGGAAGUGGUCCCAAGGUAGACGUAUUGAAGCAGCUUCAAAAGAAACCAGAUCAUCGGGGGCUGAAACUGCACUUUGUCGAAGAUCGACUGGCAACCCUAAAGAAUGUGAUCAAAGAACCUGAAUUGGAUGGUUGGAAUUUGUAUCUAGGUGAUUGGGGGUACAAUUCACAGAAGGAGAGGGAGGAGGCAGCUACAAUUCCCAGGAUUCGGAUCCUUGAGCUUUCUGACUUCAGUAAGAAGUUGAAGCAUGAAGACAUACCUGGAGCCAUCUUCCUUGAGUACACAGCUUCUGAAUUCAUCCAAUCCGUUGCAGCAGCAAUCCUAGCAAAACAGGAACGGCUCAAGACUUCUGCUCUCUCUCAGAAUCUAUUUCAGCUCUCUCUUUUUGAUGAGAAUAGGUUUAGAGAACGUGUCUGA